CUCGCAGAGCUCGUCGCAUAGAAAUGAAGUAAACGCGUAACGCAUGGCAGUUUUCUGGAGAAGAACCUACAGACUGUUGUUACUGGGGCAGAAACAUCAAAGUUGCAUCUCUUCUCAUGUUAUUUGCCAUACUGAGAAUUUGAACCAGAUUGUGAGAAACUCCCUCCAUUUGUCAACUCUUGUCAGUUUUCACAGAGUCAUGACAGACCAACCUCCGAUAUUAACAGAUCUGGGGCUCUACAACCACCCACCUGCAGUCCGGGGCAUGACAGAACUUGACAAAGCUGCUUUUACCCAGACGGUCAACGUUCCUGCCCUACGUGUCCCAACCAAUGUCCUCAACAAAGUAGUGAAGAGUCUGAAGAAAGUGGUGCUACAGAGGCCUGGAAUUAAACGUGUUCUGGAAGAAAAUAAUAAAGAUGGAAGCAGUAAGUGUGAGCAUCGGCUAGUGCUGUUAGAUCCAAGCAGCAUAACAUCAACAGAUUCAUUUGGCAGUGAGGAGGCAGCAGCUUUAAAAGCAUUUGGGGUUCCUCAGGAGAUCCAGAGAUAUGAACUGAAACUCACCUAUGAGAAUCUUAAGAGUGAUGAGAUAUUGCGAGCUGUACUUCCUGAGGGACAGGAUGUGACAUCGGGAUUUAGCAGAGUGGGACACAUCGCUCACAUGAACCUGAGAGACCAUCAAAUUCCCUUUAGAAAGCUGAUUGGUCAGGUAAUCAUGGAUAAGAACCCUGGCAUUACCUGCGUGGUCAACAAGACCAACACCAUAGACUCCACCUACAGGAACUUCCAGAUGGAGGUUUUGGCAGGAGAGGAUAACAUGGUGGCAAAGGUACGCGAGAAUGGCAUGUUUUACGAGUUUGAUUUCUCUCGAGUUUACUGGAACCCUCGACUCGGCACGGAACAUGAGCGCAUAGUGUCUUUCCUUCAACGUGGCGAUAUCGUAAUUGACGUUUUUGCCGGGGUCGGUCCAUUUGCGAUCCCAGCUGCCCGUCGAGGCUGCAACAUCCUCGCUAAUGACUUAAACCCAGAAUCUUUCCGCUGGCUCCAGCACAAUGGUAAACUCAACAAGGUUGACAAGAAGAUCACUUCUUUUAAUAUGGAUGGCCGAGACUUCAUCCGAGGACCAGUAAAGGAGCGCCUGCCUGCUCUAAUGAAGGGCUCACAAAAACUUCAUGUGGUGAUGAAUCUUCCUGCGCUGGCACUGGAAUUCCUGGAUGCUUUCAGAGAUCUGUUGGAACCAGACCAAAGCCUUUCCUGCCAGGAUAACCUGCCUCAAGUGCAUUGCUACGGGUUCUCCAAAGAAGAUGACCCCCAGAGGGAUAUAGUGGUGCGGGCAGAAGCCAGUUUGAAGACUUCGCUUCAAGGCCAAUGUUCUGUGCACAUGGUGAGGAACGUGUCACCUAAUAAGGAGAUGAUGUGUGCGAGUUUCACUCUACCUAAAAAAGUUCUGUACAGACAGCAUACGGAAGACAGAGACAGCUCAGAGGAACCGUGUCCUAAGAAACAGAAGUGUGAAGAACAGACAGACUAAAGAAACAAAUUGUUUCUCUAACAUUGUAAUGUUUUGUUUUUUUCUUUUAUUUCUUAAU
This is a messenger RNA of Triplophysa rosa, 1589 nucleotides long. RefSeq names its product tRNA methyltransferase 5 (gene trmt5). The record is from RefSeq and is a predicted model, not a curated record. Gene Ontology annotation, biological process: mitochondrial tRNA methylation; tRNA N1-guanine methylation. Lineage: Eukaryota; Metazoa; Chordata; Actinopteri; Cypriniformes; Nemacheilidae. Bases 44 to 1531 code for a protein of 495 amino acids. Gene Ontology annotation, cellular component: cytoplasm; mitochondrial matrix. The transcript has 5 exons.